Hyaena hyaena (striped hyena) is the source of this 2046-nucleotide messenger RNA. RefSeq names its product thiamine transporter 2-like. The transcript has 7 exons. The record is from RefSeq and is a predicted model, not a curated record. Gene Ontology annotation, biological process: transmembrane transport; vitamin transport. Gene Ontology annotation, molecular function: thiamine transmembrane transporter activity. Lineage: Eukaryota; Metazoa; Chordata; Mammalia; Carnivora; Hyaenidae. Gene Ontology annotation, cellular component: plasma membrane.
UUACAGACCUGCCCUAGAGACCUGCCCUACAGACUGGAACUUUAACAUCGCGGAUGAUGGCGGCUGGCCCUGUGUCCCAGUGGAGCAGAGGACAGAACGCCAUGCUCACCUUGACCACAAAGUGUAACCAUCCAUGAAUUGUUGCCGACCGUCACCCAGCCAUUCCUGGGUUUUCCCCACAGUCAGCCUCUGCUGCUUUGGAUUUUUCUCAAUGAUGAAGCCAUCAGAGCCUUUUGUUAUUCCUUAUUUAGCAGGACCAGAUAAAAAUAUAAGCCUCAGCACGAUCACAAACGAGAUCCUUCCCAUCUGGACCUACUCUUACCUGGCCCUCCUGCUCCCAGUGUUCAUCCUCACCGAUUACGUCCGCUACAAGCCAGUCAUCAUCCUACAAGGGAUCAGCUUCAUCAUCACCUGGCUGCUGCUCCUGUUUGGCCAGGGAGUGAAGGCCAUGCAGGUUGUAGAGUUCUUCUAUGGGAUGGUCACCGCCACCGAGGUGGCCUACUAUGCCUACAUUUACAGCGUGGUCAGCCCAGAGCACUACCAGAAAGUGAGCGGCUACUGACGGAGCGUCACGCUGGUGGCCUACACGCUGGCCUCGGUGCUGGCCCAGCUCCUGGCGUCCCUGGCCAGCCUGUCUUACUUUUACCUCAACGUCAUAUCCUUGGUCUCCGUCUCUGUGGCCUUUCUUUUCUCACUUUUCCUACCGAUGCCUGAGAAGAGCAUGUUUUUUCAUGUAAAACCCAGCCAAGGAGCCCCUCCCCAGCCGCCAGGAAAGGAUGCUUUCUCAAAGGAACCACAAAAGGAUCACACACCUGUCUGCAAAGGAUUAUUCACCUUUUCAGGGAACCUGGGUGACAGUCCAUUGACCAAUCCGAAGCCAGAAAAUGUAACAUUGAGAGUUUUUGUGCAGUGGUUCCAAGAUUUGAAGGGUUGUUACUCCUCAAGGCAUCUUUUUUACUGGUCCCUGUGGUGGGCCUUCUCCACGGCAGGUUUUAACCAGGUUCUGAACUACGUUCAAAUCCUGUGGGAUUACAAGGCACCAUCCCAGAGCUCUGCAAUUUAUAAUGGGGCAGUAGAAGCCCUUGCAACCUUUGGAGGGGCUCUGGCAGCCUUCACAGCGGGCUGUGUGAAAGUCAAUUGGAAUCUUCUGGGAGAGUUGGCUCUGGCGAUGUUCUCAGCAGCAGAUGCAGGUUCUCUGCUUCUCAUGCAUUACACAACUAAUAUUUGGGUGUGCUAUGCUGGUUUUUUGAUAUUCAAGUCAAGUUACAUGCUUCUCAUAACGAUAGCAGCAUUUCAGAUCGCUGUGAAUCUCAGUGUGGAACGCUAUGCCUUGGUAUUUGGAAUCAACACCUUCAUUGCCUUGGUGAUCCAGACUGUCAUGACGGUGGCUGUGGUUGACAACCAGGGACUGGGGCUUUCGGUCAACAUACAGUUUUUAAUUUAUGGGAGUUAUUUCUCUGUUAUUGCUGGAAUUUUCCUAAUAAGAAGCAUUUACAUAAUCUAUUCAGCCAAAUGCGGACAGGAAAGAUGUAGCUCUACUACCGACCAGAAUCCACAUGAACCGGACAACUCAAUUUCCGAGAUGAACACAGUGACGCAGUUUUAGCCUGGUAUCUCCUACCAUGGACUCGGAGGAUGGACUGUUCUGAAAAUAUAUGGUGCGAAACUACAUGGCGUUUCAAUUUUUUGUCCUGGAUUAAGACACCAUAAAAGACAAGAUUAUCAUGAACCUCGUCAACCCUACAUCAAAAUCUUAGCUGUGGGCUGGUGAACAGGGUACAACCAAAAACUGGAGUUGACCAAGUUGAAACCAGCCAUCUUUAUGGCUUCAGUGAGCAACUGGGACCCUAAAUACCGUUUGAAUACUUGGAAGUCCAUCCCAAAACAACACUGAAAUCAGACAAGUGGGACCAUCCAAAAUCAGAAACGUGAAAUAUCAUAGAGUUAAUGAUUUUAUUAGCUUUCUGUGUCCAACCUCAUAAAAGUGUGGUUUGUUUUGAUCUGGGUAAUAAAGAAGUUUCUAGCACAGGCCUGAUGCAUAUUAAA